Drosophila persimilis is the source of this 3586-nucleotide messenger RNA. It is a transcript of the gene DCX-EMAP, whose product is annotated as echinoderm microtubule-associated protein-like CG42247. Lineage: Eukaryota; Metazoa; Arthropoda; Insecta; Diptera; Drosophilidae. Gene Ontology annotation, cellular component: mitotic spindle. The record is from RefSeq and is a predicted model, not a curated record. The transcript is spliced from 11 exons. The coding region runs from base 23 to 3364 and encodes 1113 amino acids. Gene Ontology annotation, molecular function: microtubule binding. Gene Ontology annotation, biological process: microtubule cytoskeleton organization; intracellular signal transduction.
GUCCGUGCUUGGCGGCCAAACAAUGCCACAAAUUAGUUCGAACGCACAGCUCGAGGGAAACGUUUCGCCAACACCGAUACCGACCCAGACAACGACGUCCCGCUUUGAUGAUAAUCUCCAGAAUAAUAAUAUUAGCAACAAGCACAGCGGCCACGGCAACAUUAACAACAACCACAGCAGCGGCGGCGGUGGCGGCGGCAAUCACCAGCAGAACGACUCCAGCCUCGGCGGCCUCGGCAGCCCCCUGAAGAGCCCCAAGCGUAACAUCUCGUCCAGCUUCCGGAUACAGAAUGCCCCCUACGAUGAGGACGAGGACCUAACGGCCGGCGACUUGCAGCCAGACAUCGCCGGUGCAUCUGCUGCAGCAGCUGGAAGUGGUCCUGGUGUUGGUGUUGGCAAUCGGCACGUACCCGGCACGGACUACUGGCAGCCAAGGAACGGCGGCGGCUCAGUCCACGGCGGUGGAGUCCAGAGUGGUAUCCAAAGCGGCCAUCAGAGUCGGGCCCUCAGCCCGAGCUACCUGGACAACAUGAGCGAGAACUCGGAGCAACCGCCUGUUGUGCCCCUGGUGCGGUCCAAGUCGCGGCCGGAGAUCUCCAGUGCGGCGGCCUCCCGCUACUCCAAUCUGUCCUACUGGAAGGCCCGGCGCGUGGUUUUCUACCGCAACGGGGACCCGUUCUUCCCGGGGGUGGAGCUGCGCUACAGACCCGGGCGCGAUGUCACGUCGUUGGACAACCUUCUGGACAAGAUAUCGCCCAAGAUGGAUUUGCCGCGUGGGGCACGCUAUGUCUUCUCCAUGGACGGCGACCGGAAGUAUCAUCUGGACGAGCUGGAGGAUGGCGCCUUCUAUGUGGUCUCCUCGUUCAAGGCGUUCAAGCCUGCCAGCUACGGCAAGAAGAACGGGAUGUGGUAUGCAUCGCCUGGAAAUCAGGGCUGGGGCUCCAAGCCCGCCAGUCGGAAGCCCUCAAUAAUGGAAGCGGAUUUGGGCACAUUAUCGACCACAUCAGGCUCGAUAAAGCGCAGUGCCGGCCGUGUGAUACGCAUCAUCAAUAAUUUGGAUCAUUCGGUGCAGUGUCGCGUUUUGUUGAACCUACGCACCUCGCAGCCAUUCGAGGAAGUGCUCGAGGAUUUGGGUCAAGUGCUGAAAAUUAACGGAGCAAAGAAAAUGUACACAGGCACUGGCCAGGAGGUCCGCAGUUUCUCCCAGCUGCGGAACGAGUUCGCCGACGUGGACACCUUCUACCUGGCCACGGGCACUGCUCUGAUUGCCGGCUCACCCAUCAGACGGUCGCGGUCGAGACCCUCGGUGGUGGCCGCCGCCCCCAUACUGCCCACGGAUGAGCUGCCCAAGGUGCCGCUGCGUGGGGCAAGGCCUAGGAGCAAGAGCCGGCCGCGCAUACUGUACGCGCCGGAGAGCGAGAUAUUGCGACCGAAUGGGGAGUACACCAUGCUGGACAUCAUGAAGGAGGAGCCCACCAAGGUUACGAUCAGGGGCUUGCGGCGUACCUUCUAUCCGCCCGUUCACCAUGCGCCGGCUGACAACUCGCCGCCGGACAAAAAGUUGCAGCUCCAAUGGGUUCAUGGCUACCGUGGCAUCGAUGCUCGCCGGAACCUGUGGGUCUUGCCGUCCGGGGAGCUGCUCUACUACGUGGCCGCUGUGGCCGUGCUCUUCGAUCGGGACGAGGAUGCUCAGCGCCACUACACAGGCCACACUGAAGAUAUUAUGUGCAUGGAUGUGCACCCCUCCAGGGAGCUGGUGGCCUCGGGGCAGAAAGCUGGACGCGAUCGCAAGUCGCAGGCGCAUGUACGGAUCUGGAGCACCGAGUCCUUGCAGACACUCUACGUUUUUGGCAUGGGCGAACUAGAUAGUGGCGUCACUGCCGUGGCAUUUUCGCAGCUGAACGGAGGCAGCUACAUCCUUGCCGUGGACAGCGGCCGUGAGAGCAUCCUGUCCGUUUGGCAGUGGCAAUGGGGUCACCUGCUGGGAAAAGUAGCCACACUGCAGGAGGGCCUAUCGGGCGCCGCAUUCCAUCCGCUGGAUGAUAAUCUCAUCAUCACACACGGGCGCGGCCACCUGGCCUUCUGGCAUCGGCGCAAAGAUGGCUUCUUCGAGCGGACGGAUAUUGUCAAGCAGCCAUCGCGCUCGCACGUAACGAGCGUGCAAUUCGAGCCGGAUGGCGAUGUCAUAACAGCCGACUCGGAUGGCUUUAUCACCAUCUACUCUGUGGACUCCGAUGGCGCCUACUUUGUCCGCACCGAGUUCGAGGCCCACAACAAGGGCAUCGGCUGCCUGAUCAUGCUCGGGGAGGGAACGCUGCUGUCGGGCGGCGAAAAGGACCGCAAGAUAGCCGCCUGGGACUCCCUGCAGAACUACAAGAAGAUUGCCGACACUAAGCUUCCUGAAGCCGCUGGCGGCGUGCGAACGAUUUAUCCGCAGCGUCCUGGGCGCAACGAUGGCAACAUAUAUGUCGGCACAACCCGCAACAACAUCCUCGAGGGCUCGCUGCAGCGCCGCUUCACCCAGGUGGUCUUCGGACAUGGCCGGCAGCUGUGGGGUCUGGCCGCACAUCCGGAUGACGAGCUCUAUGCGACGGCUGGUCACGACAAGCAUGUGGCGCUGUGGCGCAAGAAUAAACUGAUCUGGACCAUUCAGACGGGGUACGAGUGUGUGGCGUUGGCCUUCCAUCCGUUUGGCACUCUUGCUGCGGGCAGCACUGAGGGCCAUCUGCUGGUCAUCAACUGCGAGAACGGAGCGGUGAUGUUGACCCUUCGCGUCUGUGGCUCGCCCCUCAACUGCGUGGCCUACAAUCAGGUUGGUGACAUGAUUGCCAUGGGCUCACAGAAUGGCAGCAUUUACCUCUUCCGCGUGUCGCGCGACGGUUUUUCCUACAAGAAGGUCAACAAGAUACGCGGCUCCCAGCCCCUGACACACCUGGACUGGAGUAUGGAUGGCAACUUUGUGCAGACGGUGACAAUUGACUUUGACCUGCUGUUCUGGGACGCCAAGUCGCUGUCGCCGGAGCGCAGUCCCAUUGCCAUGAAGGAUGUCAAGUGGCUGACCAACAACUGCACUGUGGGCUUCCUGGUGGCCGGCCAGUGGAGCAAUCGCUACUACAGCACCACCAACACCAUCGUAGCCACCUGCAGUCGCUCGGCCGCACACGAUAUGCUUGCCUCUGGCGAUGCCGAGGGAUAUUUGCGUUUGUUCAGGUAUCCGUGCAUCUCGCCGCGCGCCGAAUUCCACGAGUCGAAGGUGUACUCUGGCAUGCUGGCCUGCGCCCGCUUCCUGUGCGGGGAUCACACACUCAUCACGGUGGGCGGCACAGACGCUUCGCUCAUGGUGUGGGACAUUGUCGAGGAAUAGCUGAAAUGGCCACCGUGGCGCACCACUGCCCAGUACGAGUCGUGCUACACGGAUUACUGGAAUCGCCGCACAUCGCGGGUCUCCUCCACAUUGCUGGACAGUGACUCUGUCGACUAUCAGUGACUCCGUUCGAGUCCGAUCGGCUCGGUUCUGGACAGUGUUCUGCUUGCUAGAGAUUCAAACGAACAACAAUUGGCCAGCAUUCCGUUUUUUUUUUGUAGA